This is a messenger RNA of Biomphalaria glabrata, 2186 nucleotides long. Its product is annotated as dynein axonemal heavy chain 6-like. The transcript has 8 exons. The record is from RefSeq and is a predicted model, not a curated record. The coding region runs from base 610 to 1218 and encodes 202 amino acids. Gene Ontology annotation, cellular component: dynein complex. Gene Ontology annotation, molecular function: dynein intermediate chain binding; ATP binding; dynein light intermediate chain binding. Lineage: Eukaryota; Metazoa; Mollusca; Gastropoda; Planorbidae. Gene Ontology annotation, biological process: microtubule-based movement.
AAUAAGACAUACACCUGACAAACCAAGGAUCGAUUGAUGGUAUAUCAAAUGUGGGUGUGGCUUUGUUAUCUAAGGGACGCUACUCCAAAAAUAUUUGUGUCUCACCUGAGUGAAAAGAAAAAAAAAUGGUGGACGCGGUGGAUGUUUAUUGGUGACAAACAAGUUCAAAGUGUGGAAACUUGGAUUUAAAGUGUAAACUAAUUUCAUUUAAACGGAAUGGAAUAAUUAAACAGUUCAGAUGAUUUCUGGACCGUCUCAGAUUUGUAAAGGAUGUGGCAAUGCCAUAAAUUCGGAACCUUUCGUUCAAGCUUUGAACAGCGACUGGCACUUAUGACUUAAAAUGUUUUCGAUUCAAGGAAUUUUAGCCACAUACAUGGAAUGAGUUAACUGUGGUGGAGACUACAAUUUGGGUCUAACUAAGAUCAAGAAGCAUGUGAUUGUCUGUUCUACAACAUUAUCUCUUGACAGCCUGAUAGACUUCCUGAAUGAGUUUUAUGAUAAUCCUAACUUAGAGAUUAACAAUUGACAUCCCCCCAUGACAAUGUCAUCAGGUUUUGGCAAAACAAACUUUCACAUCAGGCUAGAACCAAGAUCUUUGUGCUGCUUAGAAUGGGGAAAUUGGGAAAGGUUGUUCUAACAAUAUGUCAAAUGAUGUGGACCCGUGAUGUCACAGCUAUUCUUAGAGACUCUCGAACAGUUAUCAGGGGAAUGAGGGACUUCGAACAAAGAAGCUUUACAGAGUUAAAUCUUCUAGCUGGGGCAGUGAGAGGAGAACUUCCUAAACUGGCACGAGCUACACUCUGCGCUCUUAUUACAAUCAAUGUUCAUGCACGGGACAUAAUUUCAGAAAUGGUGAAAAAACAGGUAUCAGAACUUUUAAGUUUUGACUGGCAAAAACAACUCAGAUAUUAUUGGAAUAUGAAAGUGGACAACUGUGUUGUCUGCAUGUCAAUUGCUGUCUACACCUAUGGCUAUGAGUACCUUGGAGCCUGUCCUAGACUAGUGAUUACACCUCUGACUGACAGAUGCUAUCUCUGCCUUAUGGGAGCCCUACAACUUGAUCUAGGUGGAGCACCUGUAGGUCCAGCUGGUACUGGAAAGACUGAAACAACUAAAGAUUUGGCUAAAGCUUUGGCUAUAUGGUGUGUAGUGUUUAAUUGUUCAGACAGCUUGGAUUAUAAGGCUAUUGGAAGGGAAGGCUGCUUCCAUUAUCAUUAGACUAGGCUCACAAGUCUGAUAAAACUAAAACUCACCCCAAAAAGAUGCAAGUCUACAAUACAUGCGUUCUGAGUACAAAACAUGGUCAAUGUAUGUGAAACAAGUCCCCACCUCUGCCAAGUGGAUGUGAUCAAAAGGAAAAAAAAAAAAACAACUUUUGUGGUGAUCUUUUAAAAAGAAAAUAGUUGCUUAACUAUCUUGAUGAUAAAGGUGUGAUCAUCAUGUACAAAUGAAGCUUUCAGAAUGCAUCAAAUCAUAUUGUUGUAAACCUGGUGGUGACACAGUUGGGGGUAGUGCUGUGUGUUUUUAGCCUACUCAAAUCGCCACAGUCCAGUGCAGGAUGAGCGGUCAACUGUGACCAGUGACAGUACACGUCAGUUCGGCAACGACCUGUGUGUAAAUAUUACGCACGCAAGUCAUGGCGAUUGUGAUCAUUCUGAGUGGCCAAGAACGUUCCAUCCCAUUCUAGAAGGCCGGUAGAGACUCUAAAUAAGAGUGAGUGUGUUAGAAAGACUGCACUUCACGUUACCUCACAAUGUGACCAGACGAGGCGAAGUUAGAGACAGACGGUGUGUGAAGUCAGGCGGAGCUAGGCUAGGUUUUGGACAGUUAGUGUGAUGUUGUUGCCAACCGUACAGUAUUUCUAAUGUAUUUGAAAUUAAAUUGCUACUGUUACUUUGGAGCCCUGAUGAGUUGUGAGGUUCUUUGAGUUUGUUGUGUCGUGUGGUGCAGUUUGAAGAGAGCCUUGGAAGUAGAGGAGAGAUCGUAACAAUAACGAAUAGAAGAGCAUAUAAAUGCUUGGGAAGACAUGGACAUAGAUCUAGACUUCACCAUGUGUAGAGAAGUGGUAGAGAGACACUCAAUGAACAGCCAUGUAGCAGCAAUGCAGCAAUGAUGUAGCAAUGAUGUAGGAGCAAUGCAGCAAUGAUGUAGCAGCAAUGAUGUAGCAAUGAUGUAGCAGCAAUGAU